AUGUAUCUUGCUUGUGAGAGGAGUAGCCAAUAUAAAGCAACAAAUAAGUUAAAACAUGAUGGCAACAAUACAUCAAGAAUAACCGGUACGAAGAAGUGUGGUUGUCCUUUUGAUAUGAGGGCUCACAGGUUUACCACAUAUGAUGAAUGGACAUUGACUGCAGUAUGCGGAUUGCAUAAUCAUCCACCUGCGGAGCACCUCGAGGGACAUUCAUAUGCGGGGAGGCUAUCAAAGGAUGAGAAAGCAUUGUUAAUGGAUAUGUCAAAGAGCAUGGUUCGGCCAAAAGAAAUCCUAGUAACCUUGAAACAGCGAGAUGCCCUCAAUGUAAGCACACUUAAAACCAUUUACAAUGUACGCCAUCGAAACAGGGUGGUACAGAGAGCUGGAAGAUCACAGAUGCAACACUUAUUGGGUGAAUUGGCCAAGUAUAAUUACAUUGAGCGCCAUCGGUCUGAAGAGUCCACGAUGACUGUGACAGACUUGUUUUGGGCACAUCCUACCAGUUUGGACUUAUUUCGGUCUUUCACACGUAUAUUAAUUAUGGAUUGCACAUAUAAAACCAACAGAUAUCGACUUCCUCUUCUUGAAAUUGUGGAAGUGACAUCAACUGAAAUGACAUUCUCUGUAGCUUUUGCAUACUUACAGUAUGAGAGGGUCGAUAAUUAUGCGUGGGUGUUAGCCACAUUACGUGAUGUCAUGGAUGGGUUUGUUGUGCCAAUAGUUAUUGUUACUGAUAGAGAGCUAGCCUUGAUGAAUGCCAUACAGAAGAUAUUCCCGAGUGCCAGACAUUUAUUAUGUCGUUGGCAUAUCAGUAAGAAUGUGUUGACCAAAUGCAAGAAAAUGUUUGAGACACAGCAAAAAUGGGAGAAGUUCAACCAUGAGUAG
This is a messenger RNA of Camellia sinensis, 885 nucleotides long. The record is from RefSeq and is a predicted model, not a curated record. Lineage: Eukaryota; Viridiplantae; Streptophyta; Magnoliopsida; Ericales; Theaceae.